This is a messenger RNA of [Candida] anglica, 1876 nucleotides long. Lineage: Eukaryota; Fungi; Ascomycota; Pichiomycetes; Serinales; Debaryomycetaceae. The record is from the annotation of a GenBank genome assembly.
UUCUUUACUAUCAAACUCACUAUGAUUCUGAACCGUCAAAGGAACAAGACCUUGGCUGUGUUGGUUGGAUGCUUCAUAGUGUACUUGAUUUCAAGGACAACCUUUGAACAUUCAUCACCUAAGAAACUCAGUCAUACAAGCAGUGGGAAGAGUGGUCACUUAUCCUUUGCACAAAUUAAGGCAGAUGCAGAAAGAGCAGCACUUGAUGCAAUGGAAAAGGGCGACUCUGUCGGAGAAGAUAGUGCUCUUGAUAUGAAAACAAUCAUGUCUAUCCGUGACUACUCUAUCUUUUUCCACAAUUUGGAAGAUUUUGAUCCAAAGUCAGACCUGUUGAAGGGUAAGUAUAAAACAGAUAAGGCCAAGGAAUUGUUUUCCAAUGGUGGCGACUUUUUGUUUUCCAAAGAAUACUUGGAAAAUGUCUUGGAUGUCCCAGAUGAAACUGUUACCCGAUUGAAAGACAGUCACACGAGAUAUGUUGAUCAACAAAUCAAUCGUUUAGUGGAAAACUCCGGGGUUUCCACAUUUGGGAACAUCUUGGAGUCUGAUCCAGAAUGGAGCACUUACCAGGGCUCUUCUGGUUAUGUUCUUAUUGGUGGAGGGGAGUAUAGUUGGCUUUCCUUCCUUGUGAUCAAACAGAUUCGUGCCACUGGGAGUAAGUUACCCAUUGAAUUGUUUCUACCAGGAACCAACGAUUAUGAAAAGGAUUUCUGUGAAAAGUUAUUACCAAAGUUCAAUGCUAGAUGUAAUGUUUUUGAUGACAAUUUGGCUGCUGACUUGAAGAAAAGAUUCAAUCUUGGUGGAUAUCAAUACAAAAUGCUUGCAAUUUUAAGUUCCAAGUUUGAAAAUAUUUUGUAUUUGGAUUCCGAUGGAUUCCCCACCAAGGACUUGGACUAUCUUUUUGAGAGUGACUUGUAUAAGGAAAAGAACAUGAUCAUUUGGCCAGAUGCAUGGGCAAGAACUACCAACCCAAAGUUUUAUGACAUUGCAAGUCAUACGGUAACUGAAAAGAAAUUGAGAUAUUCAUCAUAUGAUAAGAAACAAGCUGAAAAGAAAGAUACCAAGGUUAAAGAGUUGAAAGAUUAUGAUUUCACCAAUUCAAAUUAUCAUGAUUUUGAAGGUGCUAUCCCGGAUCCAACAUCUGAAACCGGGAUCUUGAUGAUCAACAAGACCUCGCACAUGAGAACAUUAUUAUUAUGUUUGUAUUAUAAUGUGUUUGGUCCUCACUUCUACUACCCACUCAUGACUCAAGGGUCUGCUGGAGAAGGUGAUAAGGAAACUUUUAUUGCCGCAGCCAUCGUCAUGGGAGAACCAUGGUUCCAAACUUUGAAACAAUUCCAUUGGACUGGUUAUAUUAAGGAAGAUUCUGGGAAAUUUGACUCCAAGGCCUUGGGUCAUUAUGAUCCAGUGCAAUCGCUGAAGAUGACUAAGGAUGACGAAGAGAUUGAUUAUUGCUUUAUGCAUUUGUCAUACCCCAAGUUCUAUCCUAAUUGGCUUGCAGACAACCAUGAUUUGGUUUAUGAAAAGCUGGGAAAGCAUAUCCGUAUGUACAAGGAUAUCUAUAAAAAUGUUGGGUAUGAUUUUGAUUUGAGAGUACUUCAAUUCUUUGUCCAAGGUUUAUGUCCUAGUUAUUAUGACAAGGAUGGUGCUGCUGUGGAUGGAUCCUCUGCAACAAGACAGAAUGACUAUGUUGGUAAGUAUUUGAAGUAUGUUCUGGAUAGAGAACAAGAGGAUGAGGCAAGAUGCAAAGAUAUUUUCAUUCCACAUUUGAAAUGGCUUAAGGAGACAACUAAGGUUUCUAUGGGUUAGACUAUCAAGUAUAUAUAUAGAGGAGAGGAGAAUUGAGUAAACUACAAAAGAUAUAAUGUAUGAGUGGUUA